AUGUCUGUGAGCAUGGUCUUGGGCGAAAUUUGUUCGUAUGAAGGGGUGAAGCGGAUCGGAGCCGCAAUGCGAGAAGCUCUGCGUGAUGCAGGUGUGGGAGAUUCCGGCACAUCGGCGGACGAGGAUGAAGAUGAGGAGGACGUGCUCGACGACCGUGGUUUACGUCGUCCAAUUCGUUGUGGAGAGCUCGAGGAUGGUUCGCCGUUGCGAGAUUUCGACGCCAGACGUGGUAUACGAGACGGCGAAGCUUUUGCACGACCUUGA
Messenger RNA from Pseudozyma hubeiensis SY62, 264 nucleotides. RefSeq lists its product as hypothetical. Bases 1 to 264 code for a protein of 87 amino acids. The record is from RefSeq and is a predicted model, not a curated record. Lineage: Eukaryota; Fungi; Basidiomycota; Ustilaginomycetes; Ustilaginales; Ustilaginaceae. The transcript has a single exon.